This is a messenger RNA of Neltuma alba, 1240 nucleotides long. RefSeq names its product NAC domain-containing protein 79-like. Gene Ontology annotation, molecular function: DNA binding. The record is from RefSeq and is a predicted model, not a curated record. Gene Ontology annotation, biological process: regulation of DNA-templated transcription. The transcript has 3 exons. Lineage: Eukaryota; Viridiplantae; Streptophyta; Magnoliopsida; Fabales; Fabaceae. Bases 43 to 1032 code for a protein of 329 amino acids.
UACAAAAUUAAGGCGCAGGGCUUCUCUCUGGUAAGAACAUUAAUGGAGGAAAACAAUCUGCCUCCUGGCUUCAGAUUCCAUCCCACAGAUGAAGAACUCAUAAACUAUUAUCUAACAAGUAAAGUUUCUGAUGCUAAUGGCUUCACUUCCAAAGCUAUUGCAGUGGUUGAUCUCAACAAGUCUGAACCCUGGGAUCUUCCAGCUAAGGCUUCGAUGGGAGAGAAGGUAUGGUAUUUCUUCAGCUUAAGAGACAGGAAAUAUCCAACCGGACUUCGAACCAACCGAGCCACAGAAUCCGGCUACUGGAAAACCACCGGCAAAGACAAACAUAUCUUUCACGGCGGCGCAUUGGUCGGCUUCAAGAAAACCCUCGUCUUCUACCACGGCAGAGCUCCUCGUGGCCUCAAAACCAAUUGGGUUAUGCAUGAAUAUCGCCUCCACAAUAUGCCCCUUUUUGCACCUUCCAAGGAAGAAUGGGUUGUUUGCAGGGUGUUCCAAAAGACCAUAUCGACAGCCAAAAAACCUCAGGAGAUCACACCAUCGUCCCCAGUAUCUUUAGAUUCAUCACCUUGCAAUAAUGCAACCUCAAUGGUGAAUGAACUGGGUGACGACAUCGAACUUCCUAAUUUCAGCACUAGUCUUGCAAAUUCCUCAACAGGAUUCUCAAACAACAUUGUACAACAAACUAAUCCCAGCAUUAAUAAUGGCGAUUAUUAUCACAGCAAUGUAAACACGAACAUGAGCUUGAGCACAAAUUGGUCGUCAGCUUCAACAGACCAAUUUCCCUCUCUUCUUGCAGCUUCUCGAGGGUUAAUGCUCAAUCCCAAUCUGUCGUCAGUGAACUCAUUAUUGCUUCUCAAAGCAUUGCAGCUCAAGAGCUAUCAUGAGCAGCAGCAAGCUAAUGAUCACUUUGUUGCAUCAUCGUACAUGUCUCAAGCAGUUUCCAACGUUGGAGGAACUGAUCAUGUUGUCUCAAAUCCCAGUGCUUCUCAUCAUCAGCAGCAACCGUUCAAUCUGGACUCCCUUUGGUGAAGCCGUUUAUGUGUUCAUUGGAGCAAACAUUGUGUUCAACUUCUUUGUUAUAAUAUCCAACUCAGUUCCUGUGGGUACAGCUAAUAUGGAGCCAAUAUUUCCAAUCCAGUUCCUUCAAAAUACUAUAUACAUAUCUCAUGAGUUGUAAUUAGGGUUAAAAUAUAGCCAAGUUGUAUAUUACAUACGGUUUAACUCUAUACACCUCAUG